ACGAAUCACGAUUGAUUAGGGGAGUUUUAGAGCAGAAAACAGGACUGACACUCCCCUUCCUUUCCUCUCUCCUCCCAAGCAUUUCCAAUUCCGAUUGAGAAUCCCCAAUUUCCCAAUUCCUAAUUCCCAAUUCCCAAUUCCCAAUUCCGAUUCACCAACAUUACAAUCCCUAACGAUCUGUUUUUCUUCUUCAUCGUUUUCCAAAAUCUACUACUUUUCAUCAUCGCCUUUUUCUUUUCCUAAUAUUAUUCAUUUCUAAUCGAAUUAUUUAAUUUCUUCGUCCUUUAAUGCCCUCAUCUUCUGUUUACAUAUAUGAUCUCAAAUCUCUUUUCGCCGAUUUAAUUUCUGUUUUCUGUUCGAUUGUUACAAUUGAAUGCUAAUAUGGGUCAACACUAGCAAAAUUCGGAUUUAAAGGUUGCAUUAGUAGUAAUGGAUGCUACCGAUAUUGGAAAUGGGCAACCGGGAAGUUCAAUGACAUCUAAUGGUCAUAAGGGUUCUUCCAGUUCUGUUGAUUGGUUGGGAAAAGAUAUGCUUGAAUUAAGAUUGGGUGAUAGAAGCGACCGGGAAGAUGAUAGACAGGACAGUGAACCUGAGAUAAUUGAUGGUGCUGGUACUGAAGCAGGGCAUGUUAUCAGGACAACAAUUGGAGGUCGAAAUGGUCAACCUAGACAGACUAUUAAUUAUAUUGCAGAACACGUGGUUGGAACAGGUUCCUUCGGUGUUGUAUUUCAGGCGAAAUGUAGAGAGACCGGGGAAAUUGUGGCCAUCAAGAAGGUGCUUCAAGACAAACGUUACAAAAAUAGAGAGCUACAGAUCAUGCAGAUGUUUGAUCAUCCUAAUAUUGUAGCUCUCAAGCAUUUUUUCUUUUCACGAACAGAAAAGGAGGAGGUGUACCUUAACCUCGUUCUUGAAUAUGUGCCCGAGACUGUCAACCGCAUUGCAAGGGGAUACAACAGAAUGCACCAGAAAAUGCCUUUAAUAUAUGUGAAAUUGUAUACCUAUCAGAUCUGCAGAGCACUGGCGUAUAUACAUAACUGCAUUGGCAUAUGCCACCGGGACAUUAAGCCCCAGAAUCUACUGGUGAAUCCACAUACACACCAGCUGAAACUUUGUGAUUUUGGAAGUGCAAAAGUACUGGUUAAAGGAGAACCCAAUGUUUCCUACAUAUGCUCUAGAUACUACCGUGCUCCUGAGCUCAUUUUUGGUGCCACUGAGUAUACCACUGCAAUAGACAUAUGGUCUACAGGAUGUGUUAUGGCGGAAUUACUUCUGGGUCAGCCAUUAUUCCCCGGAGAAAGUGGGGUCGAUCAACUUGUAGAGAUCAUCAAGGUUCUUGGAACACCAACAAGGGAGGAGAUAAAGUGCAUGAAUCCGAACUAUACUGAAUUUAAGUUUCCACAGAUAAAACCUCAUCCAUGGCACAAGGUCUUUCAGAAACGUUUGCCACCUGAAGCAGUUGAUCUAAUCUGCAGAUUUUUUCAGUAUUCUCCAAAUUUGAGAUGCACUGCUUUGGAAGCUUGUGUUCACUCCUUCUUUGAUGAAUUGAGGGAUCCAAAUACAAGACUUCCUAAUGGCCGUCCUCUUCCUCCUCUAUUCAAUUUCAAGCCACAAGAGCUCGCAAGCAUCCCACCUGAUAUGGUGAACCGCCUCAUCCCAGAGCAUGCUCGGCGACAGAACUUAUUCAUGGCUUUGAACUCUUAAGUCCACCUUUCUCGCAGUUUAUUUAGGCAUUUCUUUUAAAUUUCAUGCCGAGUACUAGCAUGUGUUGAUGAUAGUGAGCAGAGUACAGAAUGUCGUGAACUCUUGCAUAGGAUGUGAAGAAAUCGAAGGAUAGUGAGAGGUGGUUUUGAGAUAUAAUUAUGAAAAUAUGGCAUACGUGUAUUUAUACAUAACCGUGUUGAGAUACUUGCACAGUUAGUAGCUUAGUUGACAAAGCACAUGACAUAUGUAUCCUAAUCUUGUUUUUGUUUGACUCGAGAGUUUUGGCUUCAUUUUUUAGUCCUGGUGUGUCUGUUGUUCACUAGUUGCAAAUAGGUUGUACGUUUGUGAGAGAUUGUAAUAUGGUAUGGCGAAUGGCGAUUGAUGUCAAGUUACGAUGUCAAGUUUCAAAGAGUGGUUUACUUAUAUUGUGAAAAUUUUCGUACAAAAGACCGAGGAAAUUCUAGGUAGAUCUUCCGGUGAUCUCUAGAUGCAGUUUUCUACCCUUCCAAUAUUGGAUGGACUUUGGUUUCAAGUAUGUGUUUUUAAGAGCCAUGUUCUGCCUUAUUUUAUUAUGUACUCAACUUUUAAUAGAAAUUCUUGUUCCUUAUUACUCUUAUUAUACUCUCUAUGUCCCAUGGGAAUUGCCAAGUAAUUUGGAAAACAGUGUUUCACUGUAUGAUGCAGUUUAUAUAUGGGUAAAAUAUUCCAACGAAUACGUAUUAUGGGAAAUUGAGAAUGUAAACUCGUUAUUUUGAGAUUGUUUCAUUAUGAGAUUUGUAGUUCAGAGGUUUACUUAAUGCAAAUUAUCCUUGUUUUCUCA
Messenger RNA from Amaranthus tricolor (Joseph's coat), 2521 nucleotides. Its product is annotated as shaggy-related protein kinase kappa. The record is from RefSeq and is a predicted model, not a curated record. Gene Ontology annotation, molecular function: protein serine/threonine kinase activity; ATP binding. NCBI's taxonomy places the organism in Eukaryota, Viridiplantae, Streptophyta, Magnoliopsida, Caryophyllales, Amaranthaceae. The coding region runs from base 430 to 1701 and encodes 423 amino acids. Gene Ontology annotation, cellular component: cytoplasm. Gene Ontology annotation, biological process: signal transduction; protein phosphorylation. The transcript is spliced from 12 exons.